Ceraceosorus guamensis is the source of this 2618-nucleotide messenger RNA. RefSeq names its product Sec1-like protein. Gene Ontology annotation, molecular function: syntaxin binding. Gene Ontology annotation, biological process: endoplasmic reticulum to Golgi vesicle-mediated transport; intracellular protein transport. The transcript has 10 exons. Gene Ontology annotation, cellular component: Golgi membrane; cytosol. Lineage: Eukaryota; Fungi; Basidiomycota; Exobasidiomycetes; Ceraceosorales; Ceraceosoraceae. The record is from RefSeq and is a predicted model, not a curated record. The coding region runs from base 320 to 2506 and encodes 728 amino acids.
GUCACCCACACCUACAUCACGCACAACACCCUGCACCGCAUUUCCCUCUCGUCGACGCACCCGAUACCAUUCGCGUUGACGCUGGCAAGCGUAUCGAUCAGCACUUGUCGCCCAGUCCCACGUGCUCAAAGCCGGAGGCGGGCGAAGAAGUAGACGGCUCAGCCGAUACUCUACAAAGCUUCUGUGUAGCUCAACUGGGCGCAAGGCGACACCUCCGAGCUUACCCGCAUUUGCUCUAUUGAGAAGGAGCGUUGUCUGCGAAUGCUGCAGAAGGGCGACAAUUUCCUUUACUUACCAAUUUCCCAGGUCCAACACCGCAAUGUCGAGCUCCUCCGCAUCGAGCGCAGCAACACUGCGAUCCGCUCAACAACAAAGCCUGUUGACACUCUUGCACUUCAAUCAACCGCGUGAGGGCGGGGCUGCACGUCUUGGUGGUGCUGCGGGAUCCAUCAUUGGUGGUAGUACAAACGGGUCAGAUGGAGUGGGUGGUGCUGUCUACGAUGCAAAUGGUGCUAGUAAGGAGAGCAAGGAGAUCACCAUUCCGGAUGCACCACCUGUUUGGAAGGUAUUGAUACUGGACAAGAUCGCGCAAGAGGUGCUUGCUACGAGCCUGAGAGUGCAAGAUCUUAGAGAGGCCGGUGUCACUUUGCACAUGCAACUCCACGCGGACAGAUCAGCACUGCCAGAUGUGCCGGCGAUCUACUUCAUCGCGCCCACAAAGGAGAAUCUGACCCGCGUUGCACAGGACAUGUCAAAGUCUCUUUAUGAAGCAGUCCACAUCAACUUCGUUGCGCCUCUACCGCGUUCCGGCACUCUCUUGGACGACUUUGCAGCUCAAGUGGCUAGGGAUGGGACAGCAUCUUUGAUUGGAGGCAUAUGGGACCAGUAUCUGAAUUAUGUGGUAUUGGAGCCUUCACUGUUCUCUCUUCUGCCAGGUCCACCCAAAGGGGGCGACUCGCUCGUGCCGGGAGCGAAGAGCGGUCAGGUGAACGGAACUUCAGAAAAGGCAAGCAAGAGGGAUUUGACCACCUACGAAAGGCUCAAUGAUGCUGCGGCAGGCGAGAGAGAGGUGGAGACGGAGACGGACCGCAUCGCAGCCGGCUUGUUUAGCACUCUUGCGACUAUGGGCACAUUGCCAAUCAUCAGGUGUCCACGCGGUAAUGCUGCCGAGCUUGUUUGCCGGAAAUUGGAAGGCAAGAUCAAGGAGCACAUCAACAGUGCGCGAGGGGCGACGCACUUGUUCUCCGGCGAUAGCGCUGGAAGCCCCUGGGGAAGCAGUCGACCGCUGCUCGUCGUCCUUGACCGAAAUGUCGACCUGGUACCAAUGCUUUCACAUUCUUGGACUUAUCAGGCGCUAGUUCACGAUGUGCUGGACAUGAACCUCAAUCGGGUCACCGUUGUGUCCACUGAGCAGGGCAAGACGCAAAAACGAUCAUAUGAUUUGGAUAGCAGGGACUUUUUCUGGGCCAAGAACGCUUCUACACCCUUCCCGCAGGUCGCAGAGGAUAUCGACGCAGAACUGAACAGAUACAAGUCUGACGCGGCCGAUAUCACCCGAUCGACCGGUAUCAGCAGCAUGGAUGAAGUUGGCCAGCUAGAUCUGUCAUCUAAUGCAGCGCACCUGAAAGCGGCAGUCACUGCAUUGCCGGAGCUCACAGCUCGGAAGCAGACCAUUGAUGCGCACAUGAACAUCGCGACGUCGUUGCUUCAAGGCAUCAAGACUCGAGGCCUGGACACGCUUUUCCAACUCGAAGAAGGCAUUGCGAGACAGAACAAGACAGUCAUCAUGGACACAAUCAAAGAUCCGACACUGGAGUCUGUCGAGGACAAAGUGCGGCUGUUCAUCAUCUACUACCUCUCCGCUCCUGACAACGUCUUUGCGAGCCGCGCUGAUGUGGAAGAAUUUGAAAAGGCACUGACCGAUCUCGGAGCUGAUUUGCGCGCAUUGCAAUACGUCAAAAAAGUCCGAGAGCUAACGCGCAUGACCAUGCUUGCGUCGGCACCUGCACCUCAGCCCGCAAGCGGAGGCGGCGGCGAGCUGUUCCGAGGGUUCAGUUCGCUCAGUAGUCGUCUCACUGAUCGCUUGAAGGACAGCGGUCUCGAGAACAUCGUUGCUGGAGUCAAGAAUUUCUUGCCAGCACAGAAAGACUUGACGGUGACUCGCCUCGUCUCAGCGCUGUUAGACCCGAAUUCGGCCUCCAACCAAGUACGCCAAGAGGUGGAAGAUUGGCUCUCCUUCGACAUGGCUCCACGUCGAGGCAGAGCGACAGCUGGCUCCUCUGCACAAACCGGAGCUGGAUCCAAGGAUGCCAUCGUCUUUGUUGUCGGAGGAGGUUCUUACGUCGAGUAUGCUAACCUGCAAGAAUACGCUGCUAGGACUGCGAGGACGCAACCCGCAAACAGCGCUUAUCCUACGCCUGGAAACAGCGCUCGGAGGAUCACGUACGGAUCUACGGAGAUUCUGACUCCCAGCGCCUUUGUUGGCGCUUUGGCGAAUCUGUCUUAAGUCCGCGGCGUCCAACACUACUUCAUCUGCAAGGGCUCGAAGCUUUGCGAUCGAUUCUCAAUGCAUGCUUGUGUUCUACGUCCAUACAGCAAAGAUGAGUCUGGUAUCGAGC